Acanthamoeba castellanii str. Neff is the source of this 1845-nucleotide messenger RNA. RefSeq names its product Mitogenactivated protein kinase 5, putative. The coding region runs from base 1 to 1845 and encodes 614 amino acids. Gene Ontology annotation, cellular component: cytoplasm; nucleus. Lineage: Eukaryota; Discosea; Longamoebia; Acanthamoebidae. Gene Ontology annotation, molecular function: ATP binding; MAP kinase activity. The record is from RefSeq and is a predicted model, not a curated record. Gene Ontology annotation, biological process: protein phosphorylation; intracellular signal transduction. The transcript is spliced from 15 exons.
AUGGAGAAGGAGGGCGGCAGUGGCCAGUUCAUAGGGAAGGACAUUGUACGGGGGACGGAGGUGCGGCCGGGCGUCUGGCGGUAUAGUAUCCGAGGGCACGUCUUUGAUGUACCCAAACGCUACACUCCUAUCAAGUGGCUCGGCCAGGGCUCCUACGGCAUCGUUUGUGCGGCGAAAGACAAUCAGGCGACGGACGAGGCAGACCAAACGGUGGCCAUCAAGAAGAUCAUCCUCAACAACGCCAAGACCGGGGACCUGCAAUGGAAGCGCACCCUGCGCGAGAUCCGGCUCAUGCGCCACUUCGACAACGAAAACCUUCUGGCCCUCAAGGACAUAUUCGAGCUUCCCGCCAAGGAAAACUUUGACGAAGUGUACGAGUUGAGCGACGAUCACAUCCAGCUCAUUCUCUUUCAAAUACUGCGCGGGCUCAAGUACAUCCACUCGGCGCACGUUCUUCACCGCGACCUGAAACCCAGUAACCUGUUCAUCAACAAGGACGUGCUGUUGAAGAUCGCCGACUUUGGUCUGGCGCGAGUUGCCCACCCGGAGGACAACUACGACGGGUUCACGCAGUAUGUCGCGACUCGCUGGUACCGCGCGCCCGAGGUCAUCCUGUCGUGGAAGCAGUACACCAACGCCAUUGACAUGUGGUCCAUUGGUUGCAUUUUUGCGGAGCUGCUCAUGCGGAGGCCCCUGUUUCAGGGCAAAGACCACAUCAAGCAGGUCGAGUGUAUAUGCGAGAUCAUGGGCACGCCGUCGGAAGAGGACAUCGCCGGCAUAUCGUCGUCCCACGCCAGGCAAUUUGUGCGCAACAUGGGCGCCAAGCCCAAGACGCCCCUCCAAAAACUGAUGCCCAGAGCGCCGCCACAGGCGCUGGAUCUGCUGGAGAAGAUGCUGGCCUUCAACCCGGCCAAGCGGAUCACCGUUGAGGACGCCCUGUGCCACCCCUACCUGGCCUACUUCCACGACCCCGAUGACGAGCCCGAGUGUCACAGCGCCUUCGAUUUCAGUUUCGAGAAGCUCAAUCUCUCGCUCGCCGACUUCAAGAUGCUGAUCUUUCAGGAGAUGCUGCAUUUCCAUCCCGAGGCCGAUCCCAACAACCAGCGGAGCAAAACCAGACAAUCUCAAUUGUCGACAAAGGGACAAGGCUCGCCCCAGCCGCAGUCGCCCCAGACCCAGCCACAAUCGCCCCAGCAGCAGCCGCAGCCCCAACAGGUCAAGCCCGCGCCUCAGCCCACCGCGUACCGGCCCAUCGCGCCUCGCCCCAUGAACCCGCAGCCGUCGCCACUCCAGUCCGCCGCCGUGGCCUUCUCGCAGCAGUCGCAACAGCUCAUCCUCCAGCAGCAGAUGAAACUCCACCAGAUGGGAGCAGGCGGACAGCAGCCGAUCAAAAUUUUGCCGCUGCCGAGCGGGCAGUCCGGCGCAGCCCCCGUCGGUUACCUCCCGGUCCAGCCGGCCAUGCCCCUCCAGGCGCCCAUCGCCAUCCUGCCACAGGGUGCCCACGGCUACGUCGGCAUGCCGCCCAUACUGCCCGCAGCUGCGUCCGGCUAUUCCCUGGCCGCAGCCGCGGCCCCUCCGGCCUUGGCGUCCGCCGCGCGGGCGGCCCCGGCCCCGAGUCAGGUUCUGCCGUCGACGGCGCACGCGACGCAGCCCUACUCGCACGCCGCGGCAGAGGGGCUGAUCUCGUUCGAUUCGCCGACGUCGCUGAUGCUCGACAAUCUGCUGAGCUCGGAGACUGUGGACGACUCCGCGUGCUGGGCAGACUUUGACGAUGACGGAAUGGACGUCGUGGGAGAGGGCCAGCUCGACCCCGACGACGUGUUCCGCUCCUACCUGGGCCAAUAG